UCAUGAAUAUGGAAAACCAAGUGACUGAUACUUCUGAAGAGCGUACAUUCCAGUAUCAGAGAACUCUACCUUCACUUCCAGUUCCUGCUCUUGAUGAAUCUUUAAAGAAAUACCUCGAUUCAGUAAAGCCUUUCCUAAACCAAGAAGAAUAUCAAAGAACUGAGAGCAUAGUAAAAGCUUUUGAAAAUGGGAUUGGAAAGAAACUGCAGCAAAAGUUACUUGAAAGAGCCAAAGUAAAGCGGAAUUGGCUGGAAGAAUGGUGGCUGAACAUGGCCUAUCUUGAAUCCCGUAUAUCAACACAGAUCUUUCAUAAUUUUGGAGGUCCAGGCCCAUACCUUGAACACUACUGGCCGGUGAAGGAAGGGACUCAGAUAGAAAGAGGAAGCAUGAGUGUGUGGUAUACCUUGAAAUACUGGGAACUAAUAAGAAUGGAAAAAUUGGCCGUACAUAGAUCUGGUAAUGUGCCUCUGGACAUGGAUCAGUUCCGAAUGUUGUUUUGCACAUGCAAGAUUCCUGGAAUUACUCAAGACUCCAUUGCUAAUUAUUUCAGGACAGAGGGUGAAGGAGAAUGCCCAUCUCAUCUGGUCGUGCUGUGUCGAGGUCGGAUUUUUGCUUUUGAUGCUGUACAUGAUGGUCAUAUAUUGAGCCCACCCGAGAUUUCCAGGCAACUUAUGUACAUCCAAAAGAGGUGCUGCAGUGAACCAGAGGGGCCAGGAUUAUCUGUCUUAACCUCUGAAAAGAGAACCUGGUGGGCAGAGACACGUGACUAUCUUAUUAACCUGGAUCCAAAAAACCUCUCCCUGUUGGAAAAAAUACAGACCAGUGUGUUUACAGUCUGCCUGGAUGAAGCAAGUCCUCAGGCGACACCUGAAAAUUAUACAGAGGUCACCAAGUUGGCACUAGCAGGAGAUCCAAUGGUGCGUUGGGGAGACAAAUCCUAUAACUUAUUUGUGUUCUCAAACGGGAUAUUGGGCUCGCUCUGUGAUCACGCUCCUUUUGAUGCAAUGGUUGUGGUAGCACUCUGUUCGUACAUUGAUAACAAGGUCAUUGAAUCAGAGGGAAGAUGGAAGGGAUCAGACAAAGUGCGGGAUAUUCCUUGGCCCGAGGAACUUGUUUUCAGCUUGGACCAGAAAAUGCGAAAUGACAUUGCUCAUGCUAAAGAGCAAUAUCACAAGCAGGUAUCUGACAUACAGCUUGUGAAUUAUGCCUUCACAUCUUUUGGCAAAUCACUAAUCAAGAAGCAGAAGCUUCAUCCUGACACGUUUGUUCAGCUUGCUCUCCAGCUGGCCUAUUAUAAACUUCAUGGACACCCAGCAUCCUGCUAUGAAACUGCUAUGACUAGACGCUUCUACCAUGGCCGGACAGAGACGAUGAGGCCGUGCACCAUGGAAGCGGUUGAAUGGUGCAAAUCUAUGCUAGAUCCAGACUGUACCCCUGGCCAACGACACCAGCACCUACUGAAGGCAGUUUCAAAGCACAACAAACUGAUGAAGGAGUGUGAGAAUGGAAAAGGAUUUGACCGCCAUCUUUUCGGCCUCCUCCUUGUGGCCAAAGAUCAGUGCCUUCCUGUGCCAGAACUUUUCUUGGAUCCUGCUUUCAGCAGAAGUGGCGGAGGUGGAAACUUUGUGCUGUCCUCUAGCCUGGUUGGCUACACGAGAGUGGGAGGAGCGGUGGUUCCUAUGGUGCACCACGGCUACGGCUUUUUCUAUAGAAUUAGAGACGACAGGAUUGUUGUGGCUUGCAGUGCCUGGAUUUCAUGCUCUGAUACAGACGCAGAACAACUCUGUAAGAAUCUGUUCCAGUCUUUUCAGGAUAUUAUCCAGUUAAUGGCCACAGCCCAGCUGUAGAGAAGAUACUGCAAUAAGUGCCUUUAUUCCAUUGUGCAUUACCAUGUAUACCAAGCACCUGC
Messenger RNA from Euleptes europaea (tarantolino), 1909 nucleotides. RefSeq names its product carnitine O-octanoyltransferase (gene CROT). The transcript is spliced from 16 exons. The record is from RefSeq and is a predicted model, not a curated record. Gene Ontology annotation, cellular component: peroxisome. Gene Ontology annotation, molecular function: carnitine O-octanoyltransferase activity. Lineage: Eukaryota; Metazoa; Chordata; Lepidosauria; Squamata; Sphaerodactylidae. The coding region runs from base 3 to 1847 and encodes 614 amino acids.